Sphaerulina musiva SO2202 is the source of this 1555-nucleotide messenger RNA. RefSeq lists its product as uncharacterized. The transcript has a single exon. Gene Ontology annotation, molecular function: metal ion binding; NADH pyrophosphatase activity. Gene Ontology annotation, cellular component: cytosol. The record is from RefSeq and is a predicted model, not a curated record. Lineage: Eukaryota; Fungi; Ascomycota; Dothideomycetes; Mycosphaerellales; Mycosphaerellaceae. Gene Ontology annotation, biological process: NADP+ catabolic process; NAD+ catabolic process. The coding region runs from base 137 to 1405 and encodes 422 amino acids.
GCAAUACUAAUUGUGCUUCACUCUGUUUCCCAUUGAUCAAGUCGUACAGCACUGAACCUACGUAUACAAAACAGUGUUAUUACCCAACCGAUACAACACCUUACAGUCUGUUAUAUAUACCUUCACCAUCCAAACCAUGGUCCCCCAACCAGACAACCCCGAACCAGCCCACCACGACAUCGACUCGAUGCUCUCCCGCAAAUUCGGCAAAGAAGUCGCCAACUACUUCUCCGGCUCGCCCCUCAACCGCGUGGGAUUUCUCCGCGCCGACCACCAAUUCCUCUCCCAAGCCCUCAAACACCCUUCGACCGCAUUCCUCCUCUGCAACGAGCUCCAACCUCUCGUCCAAUCCGGAACCGCACCCGGCAAGGGUCGUCUCCAAUAUGUCAAAUACGAAGACGUCCAACCCGUCAUCGGCUCCGAUCCCUUUGCCCAAUCUGAAAAAGAGAUGCUAGACGCCUACCGCAGCGAUCAAUACAUUCCACAAAUGAUCUUUCUCGGGCUCGACGAAAAAGUCCCCGAAGGAGAAGGCUUAGCAUAUCAAGCAAAGAAUCUCUACAAAGGAGCUCCCUAUUUCGCCGUGGACGUCACACCGCGUCCACAAGCAGAUGCGAGGAUUUCAGAAGCCUGCAAAACUCUCAUUACACGGCUCCAGAAAGAACAAGGCUUCGAGUUUGGGAAAGGUCGAAUUAUGGAUAUUGAGCCCUCGGAUGCAGCGAUUUAUGCCGAAGCUCGCCAACUGCUCGAUUGGAAUCAACGGAAUCCCUUUUGCGCAGCAUGUGGCCACAAGACAUUUUCCGUGCACGCAGGUUUCAAACGGACCUGUCCGCCCACGGAUCGCGCCGCAGAUGCGAGUGCAGUGGAACGACCGGCGUGUGUGACACGCCAUGGAGUGUCGAAUCUGUGUUUUCCCCGGACGGACCCGACGGUGAUUAUGGCGGUGAUCAACCACGCGGGAGAUAAAAUUCUGCUGGGGAGACAGAAGCGUUGGCCACCAUAUUGGUAUUCGACUCUAGCAGGGUUCGCCGAGCCGGCAGAAUCGAUUGAAGAGGCGGUGCGAAGGGAAGUGUAUGAAGAGGCGGGGGUGAUAGUGGGUAGGGUGAUUAUUCAUUCCACACAGCCGUGGCCGUAUCCUGCGAAUUUGAUGAUUGGAGCGAUUGGACAGGCGGUGGCGGGCGAUGGGGAGAAGAUUGAUUUGGGGAAUGAUCCUGAACUGGAUGAUGCCAAGUGGUUUUCCUUUGACGAGGUCAGGCAUAGUCUCAGGGUGGGAACGAGUGGGUUGGGAGAGGAUGCGGGACCAGAGUACAAGGAGGGCGAUUUGAGACUUCCUCCUUCGACGGCUAUUGCGAAUCAGCUCAUGACUGCUGUGGCCAAUGGCUUCGCGUCGGGAGACUCGAAGAUGUAGCUCUCGUCUCCUCAGCGGAGCCUGUGAGAGCCGGUCAGAGGAGAGGGUGUUGCCUUUCUGCAGAGGCAGAGAGAAGGAUGCCCAGAUCAGUCGUGAAAGAAGAACUUGAAAGAGCCACGUGAUGGACUUCAUUUAGACCAUGUACAGAUU